AUGCCGGAAUUAACAGCUUCUCUCGCGACUCCGGCCAUCACGGAAGAAAUCUCUGGAGAAGACACGACAGCGGAAAAUCCCGGAACUGGACGAAUUUUUGCUGAAGCGAGAUUAUGCUGGCGCUAUCUCGCUGUUGCAGCGAGAGGCGGAACUACGGACGAAUCGACAGAUCUCUGGCUUGGCCACUGUGCUUUCCAUGCUGGUGAAUACCGAAAAGCUAUGCAGGUAUACGAAAGAAUGCUGUCACAAAAGAACUGUGCCCAAGAAGUAUUCCUCUACAUUGCUUGCUGUGCUUUCUACCUUGGAUUGUGCUCGGAAGCAAGGGAAUAUGCCGAGAAAGGUGUCAAAAAUGCGUUGCAAAAUCGGCUGCUGUUUCAUGUGGCUCAUCGGCUAAAGGACGAAAAGCAGCUAAUGGCGCAUCAUAGUCAACUUCAGGAUACAACUGAAGACCAAAUAUCGCUUGCAUCAGUGCACUAUCUACGUUCUCACUAUCAGGAAGCUAUUGAUAUUUACAAAAAGAUUUUGAUCAAUAACAAGUGA
This is a messenger RNA of Gongylonema pulchrum, 540 nucleotides long. The record is from the annotation of a GenBank genome assembly. Lineage: Eukaryota; Metazoa; Nematoda; Chromadorea; Rhabditida; Gongylonematidae.